Paraphaeosphaeria sporulosa is the source of this 831-nucleotide messenger RNA. RefSeq lists its product as uncharacterized. The transcript has a single exon. The record is from RefSeq and is a predicted model, not a curated record. Bases 71 to 586 code for a protein of 171 amino acids. Lineage: Eukaryota; Fungi; Ascomycota; Dothideomycetes; Pleosporales; Didymosphaeriaceae.
CCUGGUAACCACUGAGGAGAUACGCAGACAAGCACAUCACCUCGCCACACUCCAACAAGGCACCCUGGUCAUGUCACAUAUCGUAGGGAAGCAUUGCAAGACCAUGCUCGCCGACCGCACGAAAUAUCUCGCACGAUACGCUGACGAUGUAAAUUCAGCGGACGCCAAUGCAAACCACGCUUAUUUUGUCCGGAUCAUGAUCAAAAUACAGGAAUUAUUAAGGGAUCAUGUUAGUGUUCAAGUGGUAGCCCAAGCCCCAGCAGCAAAGAACUCUAGCACGGUCACUUUAGGUACGCUUAGAAAUCUCUACGAUGCUCUGGAAGUCGAAGUUACCAACGAAGAGGUUGAUUAUCCCGAUGAUGUUUCCGAAGGUUCUGUGGCAAGCUCAACAGAGUCGACGUAUGUACCUGAUACGUUCGACCUUGAGGGGGAUCUGCUGGCAAGCUGGAAUCACUUCGUCAGCACCUACAAGCCGCUCUUCGAAUACCCAGAUAAACGAUUGUCAGACACGGAGCAUCUUGACCAGCCAUUUUUCGAACACUUAGAAGAACGAUUGUCCAACGCCGAGUAUCUUGACUACUGGUAGUACCAAGACCAAGAUGACAUGGGCCGAAACUUCGAUUACUCCACCCUCAAGCCAGGCGUGGCUGCCUUUUCCACAGAAGUUGCUGUCGCCUUGCUUGGUGACCAAGAGGAAGAGAUAUACAAGGCCAGGGACGCUCUCAUCACGCUUACAGGGAAAAAGGACUUCCUUCACUUCGCGGAAAACCCGAAAGAUCGACGUUACCUUUUGUCUCGAACGCCGGAAGACGUUACAGUGCUGAGGAAAGU